Molecule: messenger RNA, 1482 nt
Organism: Alnus glutinosa
Lineage: Eukaryota; Viridiplantae; Streptophyta; Magnoliopsida; Fagales; Betulaceae
Product: homeobox protein knotted-1-like LET6
Exons: 4
Coding region: 388-1362 (324 amino acids)
Biological process (GO): regulation of DNA-templated transcription
Cellular component (GO): nucleus
Molecular function (GO): DNA binding; DNA-binding transcription factor activity, RNA polymerase II-specific
Source: RefSeq, a predicted model, not a curated record
AUCAUUAAGCACCUUUUCUCUCUCUCUUUUGAAUGCGCCAGUAAUAGUAAGUUGAUCAGUGGCAGUGCAAUAAACGAGGAGGUGAUGAGAGGCAGCCUUUCAUCGGGAAGGAAAGGGUUCUCAGACACUCUCAGUAGAACCAGCAGAAACCCCACGUUAACCCCGCGUGCAACCUGUGCUUCUUAACUCUACUGAUCUACUCUCUCUCUCUCCCUCUCUCCGUAGCUCUCUGUCUGAUAUCUAUUAUCUCACACUGAGAGAGAGAAGAAAAGAAAAGAAAAAAUACCCAUUUCCAAGAAGGAAAAGAGAACCCUUUAGGAUUUUCAGCAGAAAGACUGCAAGUUUAAGCUUAAAAACCGGGGGUACUCUUAGGGGAGAGAGACAACAAUGAAAGAGAUAAAUAUGGAAGGAGGAGGAGGCAGUAGUAGUGGUGGUACUUGUAGUAUGAUGAGCUUUGGGGAGAACGAUAUGAAUAUGAUGAUGCCGGCCUUAAUGAAUUCUGGUGUGGAAGCAAUUAAUAAGCAGUUUCUUCCUCUACCUUUGAGCGACAAUUCUUAUAGCCAAAGGGCGGCAUCAGCUGGUUUGAUGCUUGAGCAAGAUAUGGAGACCAACAAUAAUUGUAUGAGGGCUAAGAUUAUGGCUCAUCCUCUCUUCCCUCGCCUCCUGGCUGCUUAUGUCAAUUGUCAAAAGGUUGGGGCACCUGCUGAAGUGGUGGCUAGGUUAGAGGAGGCCUAUGCAAAUUCUGAGGCUACUAUGGAUGGAGGUUGCAUAGGUGAAGACCCUGGACUGGAUCAGUUUAUGGAGGCCUACUGUGAGAUGCUAACAAAGUACGAGCAAGAACUCUCUAAGCCCUUCAAAGAGGCCAUGCUUUUCUUCUCAAGGAUUGACUGCCAGCUCAAAGCCCUAACACUUUCUUCCUCAGAUUCUGGUGGUCGAAAUGGAUAUGGUGAGGAAGAGGUUAAUGCGACUGACAAUGUCAUAGAUCCUCAAGUUGAAGACCGGGAACUGAAAGUUCAGCUUCUGCACAAGUACAGUGGAUAUUUGGGCAGUCUCAAGCAGGAGUUUCUGAAGAAGAAAAAGAAUGGGAAAUUGCCAAAGGAAGCCCGACAGCGGUUGCUGGACUGGUGGAGCAGGCACUACAAGUGGCCAUACCCAUCGGAGUCCCAGAAGGUGGCACUUGCAGAAUCCACAGGUCUUGAUCUGAAACAGAUAAAUAACUGGUUCAUCAAUCAGAGGAAGCGCCAUUGGAAGCCUUCAGAAGAUAUGCAAUUUGUUGUGAUGGAUGCAUCUCAUCCCCACUACUAUAUGGAUAAUAUGAUGUGCAAUCCCUUUCCGAUGGAUUGCACCCCUAUGCUCCUCUGAUGACAUGUUCCUAAUCACUGUAACAUCUUAACUCUGUCUUGAGACUGAUGCUUAUAUUUAAGCGCUUGACAAUCCAGAACUACUAGUCGAAUGUAUGUAUCAAAAUUAUCUUCAUUUGUA